Messenger RNA from Pyricularia pennisetigena, 1113 nucleotides. RefSeq lists its product as uncharacterized. The transcript has 3 exons. NCBI's taxonomy places the organism in Eukaryota, Fungi, Ascomycota, Sordariomycetes, Magnaporthales, Pyriculariaceae. The coding region runs from base 1 to 1113 and encodes 370 amino acids. The record is from RefSeq and is a predicted model, not a curated record.
AUGGAGAACCCCGUUACAGUUUCGAGCCCUCUUUUCAGGCCUACAGACAGCGAUCGCCGAGGUCUGGUGGUAGUCGUUGCUAUUUUUUUCAUCGUUCUUAUAAUCAUCAGUAUUGGAAUACAAAUACUCAUCCGCCGCCGAGGAGCAUCACAGUCCUUCGAUUGGUUACUAUAUAUUGGCGCCGUAUUGAUGCUGGCUCACUCUGCCUGCUACGCGUACUCAGUAAGCUUCGGCUUAGGUUUGCCCAAGGAAGACGAGGAUACCGACGUCAACGCUGUACACAAGAUAAUCUACACGACCUCGGCUCUAGGCAUCUCAGCAGUCUUCUGUGCCAAACUAUAUAUGUGUAUCCUGAUCAAGCGCAUAAACGAUUACGGCUACAUGUUUAUGGCAACACGAGCGCUGGCAGGCCUUGUCGUCACGGCAUUUGUCUCAGGCUUCUUGUGUGCGAUUUUCCAAUGCGCCCUACCCGAGCCCUGGGUGGCCGAAAGCAAGUCGCAAUGCGUUGCUGCCGCAAGGAUUUAUCUCUACAACGGCGUCAUGAAUGUGACAACAGACGUCUUUUUGGUCAUCCUUUCCAUUGCUAUGGUUUGGCACGUCCAGCUACCACAAGGGAAGAACAAAGGCCUGAUCAUCGCGCUCUUCGGCUUCAGAAUUCUCUGCCCUAUUGCCGCGAUCCCUAGCCUCCUUUCCACUGAGCAUUUAUACAGCGAAAAUGACUUCACCUGGCUCGCGGUACAGCCCGUUAUUUGGCAGCUGGUUUCUUAUAGCCUAUCCAUAAUAGCGGCCUGCAUCCCCAGCCUCAAGUAUAUAUUUGAUAGUUUCGGCGGCUUCACUUUGGCGGUGGAACCGCCGUAUGCAUUGACCAAAGUUGGAACCAGCGGCUUCGAACCAACUGCUAUCGACAGCGGGGGCAGCAGCAAUCAUAUUGCUACCUUCGGCAGCACUGGAGCUAAGGGCGGCGACGGAGGCCUUUGGCUCGCCCGAUCCCAGUCUGGUGUGCAGAGCGGGAGUGUGCAUGACAUCCGGGAUUACGAUGGCGCCAAUGGCGACGCAACGGAUUCGUCUGCGCACAGCUUCAAGAGACCGACGACGGCGUACAAUUUAGUAUAA